UUGGACAUGGUUUUAUUUUUAUUAUAUUACAGGCUGUGGGAAGAAUAUGAUCAAACCCAGCAUGCUUCUGCACAGCUAUUCCUGUUAAGCACAUGUGGCACUGCACUGAGGUUUUACACUUCUAAUGUUGUGUUUAUAUAUUAAGGAUGGAUGAGUACUUCAGUCUGGAGAAGGAGGAAGCUCCAGAUAACAUUCCUAUGAUGCAUUUUAUGUUUCCAUCUGCCAAAGAUCCUACGAUAAAGAUCCGUCACCCAGGUAAAUCUUGCAUGACCAUGCUGAUAAUAAUUAAUUAUGAAUGGUUUGAAGAGUGGAAGGACAUUCAAGUAAUGAAAAGAGGGGAUGAUUAUGUAGCAUACAAGAUGAGAUUUGCCAACAAUCUCUUCGACUGGGCCUGCAGCCACUUCCCCAAACUAAGAGACAAGUUGGUAUUUCAGGAGGUGUCCACUCCAUUAACAAACUCACACUAUCUUGGUUCUUACCUCGGAGCCAUGUCCUCAGCUGAGCAGAACUUGGAGCGCUUCCAAGCAGAGGCCAUUGCCAGAAACUGCUGUGAUACCCCUGUCAGAAAUCUCUUCAUGUCAGGUCAGGACGUGUUUAGCUUUGGUAUUGCAGGUUCAUUACAUGGUGGCCUUCUCUGUGCCGCCACAGUGCUCAAACAGAUUGUGUACAUCGACCUCUUGAUGAUGAAGAAGAAACUGAAGAGGAAGAAAGCGAGAGGAACUGCUGAACAUGUCAAAAAGCUGCAGUGAAUCAGAAGGAAAUGCUACAGCCACUUAGAGAAGCAACAAUCUGCUAAUUAGUGGCAGAAAUUAAUGUGUUUGAAUGAAAAUGUGUAUGAAGGAAGGAAGGAAGGAAGGAAGGAAGGAAGGAAUCUUUUCAUUAAUGAAUAUAUUGUGGUACUUAUAUUUUUUUAUACAUAUUGUGGUAUGUAUAAUGUCAUUUUACUCCUGAUGCCUAUAGUCAAAAUGACUUCAAGUCAAAAGGCUAGAUUUACUUUAAUUCAUACUUGAAAUGUUUUAAUGACAAAAAAAAAUCAACAAACAAAUAUAAAUGAACAAAAAAUGUUUAAAAGAGUUUUUGUGAUUUAAUUUAAAAAAAAAACCUGAAUAAGAACUUAAUAUAAUGAACUUAAUAAUACCAAAUGUAUCACAUGCCAUAUGUUUAUAAUCAUUGAUAUUUAAUAACAUUUCCAAGAAAGAUCAUGAUCGUUAUUUAAAUCCAUGGCUCUAACUUCUAAUACUGUCUAUUGUAAUGAAACAUGCCAAUAGAAGUCACUGGUGAAUCUAAACAGUCCUUAGUAGUGAAUGAGUUCAUGAUUGUGUGCGGUGUCCUGUACUGAACCACCAGUCCUGCAUCACUCAGUAUUCCUGGAAUAGACUCUGGAAUCCCUGCAACCCUUAAAAGGAUAAAAUGUUUACGGAAGACGCCAACCUAGGGCAAUCAGUCCCCAGCUUGUAUCCAGCUGGAAUGCUACUCCUUGAUCCACAGUGAUCUUGAAAGGUUUUCGACAGCUUUGAUGAUAUUCUUGGUGGCUCUUGUUCCCUGCAACCCUUUAAUGAAAAGCAGAGUGAGUGUCCAAUAUAGAGACUGCAUAGAGCAUCCCUUCUAAAUGGGUUCCCCAUACCUUCUACAUUCCUUUUCCUGUUUGAAAUAUUUUGCAUUAUACUAAUUCGCCUCCUCAAUCCAGGCUUCCUGGUGACAGUGAGUUCCAACAUAAUCACUUGAUUAGAACAGUCUGAUGUUUGAACAAAUCAGACCUAUGUCAUACCUAAACCUUUUCCAUAAGUGUCAAAUUCUUCCUUAGAUCAAUCCGAAUUGCAAAAGGGCAACGCUGAUUAGGCUUUUUGGUAGGCACAGCCACCUUCCAAAAAACUGGCUGAUCUUUCACUCUAUGUCCUCCACAAUGGUCAUUGCAUCUUCUUAUAGCAGCAAUGGCCAGAGAAGUCUUGUCAGUAUACCAUACUGGUUAAUCCAACAUCACAGAAUUCCUGACUUAUCCUGUGCUUACAGUCAAGCUUUCAGUUCUGUACAAGUUGACAGUGUACAACUGUUGCAGUGUCUCUCUGGGUGCACUUGAAGACCUUUCCCAAGCUCCUCACAGGCUUCUCAAAAACAGAUGGCAUUUGGAUUCUUCUCAGAAAGAAGCAAAAGUGGUUGUAAAACACUUUUUGUCUUAUUCCGGACAAAUAUCCCAGAUUUGUUUGGCUUGAAACUCAUAUUUGUACAAGGAAUGAGCAAUUUUAGUUGGUGGAGGAGCCAUUGUCAUUUUGGCACUGAUGAUUGGGUGAAUUAUGCCAAAUCUGGACAGGGGGCCCUACAUUCCGUUUUUAGCAUGAUCAUUGCCAUGGUAAUCAAGGAUCAUCUAGUGAUGAUGUUUUCUCUAGGUGAUGCUAUGUAUAUGAUGCUGUCCCAGAGGUGAAUUUCAAACUGAAACUUUUGCAGUCCAGGAUGAAUUAUUUAAUCCUCUCUGGUGUUUUGUCAUGGUAUUUUGUCAGCUCUAGUGCUAGACAUUUAUGUUGAAUGUAUCCAUAGGCAUUGCAAAGGUCUAGCCGAACAGUUGAAACUUUGCUAUUCUCGUUUGCCUCAUAGAUCAGCUAGAUAACCAUUCCUGUGCGCUCUGUUCUGUGCGCUCUGACUUACUCCCCUUUAAACUGGUGUGUCAAGGUAGGAAUCCCUCAUUAGGUACACUGUCAGGCAGUUAGCAAGGAUCUUGAAAAAGAUUCAACAACUGCCCCUGAGCUUGUGUCCUACAUUGAGGCCCAGUCUAGUAGAAAUCUUCAAUCAAGGGACUUCUGUAGACAAGGACCUCAAGGAGAAAUGAGUUUUUUUAUUACAUACUUAUGUCUUCGUAGUAAUUACAGAACACUUUCUGAAGGAUUCCAAUAUGCAUAGGCUUAACACUGCAACAACACUUUUCUUCCGUAAUGCUUAACUACAACCGAGUAUCUUGAGUACCAUCUGGUGGUACAUUAAUGUAACAUAUGUUUGGAUUUCUGUAACGCUGUUUUGUGACACUUUGUUAAAUGGGCUAUAUUAAUAAAAUUGAUUGUCCUUUCUCA
Messenger RNA from Tachysurus fulvidraco (yellow catfish), 3059 nucleotides. Its product is annotated as inactive all-trans-retinol 13,14-reductase-like. The transcript is spliced from 4 exons. Bases 147 to 749 code for a protein of 200 amino acids. Lineage: Eukaryota; Metazoa; Chordata; Actinopteri; Siluriformes; Bagridae. The record is from RefSeq and is a predicted model, not a curated record.